CUAAAAGCACCCUGCUCAGGGCUCUGCUUCAGGAAGCUUCCACCAUCCUGCCUUGAGACCACACCAGCUCCCCAAAGCCAGAGAUGAUCAAGGAGGAACACGAGGUGGCCAUCAUGGGGGCACCCCAGGGCCCAGGACCCGUGAUGUCCACCGUGGUCAACAUCCAGCCUGAGACCAUCGUGCCCGACCACAUCGUCUGGUCCCUGUUCAACUCCAUCUAUUGCAACACAUGCUGCCUGGGCUUCGUGGCGUUCGCCUACUCUGUGAAGUCUAGGGACCGGAAGAUGAUGCAGGAUAUGGUUGGUGCCAAGAGUUACUCAUCCACUGCCAAGUGCCUGAACAUUGUGGCCCUGGUCUUUAGCCUCACUCUGUUCAUCAUUUUAAUUGUAAUUAAGUUAACGAUCGGAAUAUAACUAUUCUGUACAGUUAGGAGGUCACAAAGACUUAGGUUUCUGGAGGCUGCCCAUAGCCUGAGGCUGUCACCUCUUCACAGCUGUUCCUACCCACGUGUGUCUCCAACUGAAGGCAAUAAAGGACACACACCUGACAA
Artibeus jamaicensis (Jamaican fruit-eating bat) is the source of this 550-nucleotide messenger RNA. RefSeq names its product interferon-induced transmembrane protein 3-like. The transcript has 2 exons. The record is from RefSeq and is a predicted model, not a curated record. Gene Ontology annotation, biological process: response to interferon-beta; response to type II interferon; defense response to virus. Gene Ontology annotation, cellular component: plasma membrane. Lineage: Eukaryota; Metazoa; Chordata; Mammalia; Chiroptera; Phyllostomidae. Bases 84 to 413 code for a protein of 109 amino acids.